AUGAUUGGAAUGAAAAUUUUACCUACCAACUAUUAAUUGGUAGUGGAGUAGCACUCAUGGCUCUUGUUUUUCUUGCCACUGUGAGUUUUCACUGUUCGUCGACGUGGAAAUGGCUAAUGGCUGUUGCCAGGCAAGAGGGUGACAAUGAUACCGACGGGGAUGCUUCACAGCAAAACGCUGUAAGGAUUAGCCAUUCAUUGCCAGAUUUGCAAUCAGAGCCCAUCACACAUGAGUACAUACAAGAACAGAAAGAGAGCAAAAAGGUAUUACGUCAAACAACGUUACCAAUAGUACCAACAAGACAUCAAACAUUUCAACGUCAAUUGUCUCAUCGUCUUGAUCUUCCGAAUAUUAAAUUCAGUAUCUGCAGUCUUGAGAACCGCAGUGACUCUAGUCUUGGACUUAUCAAGCCGGAGCUGUACAAAAAAGACUUAACAAGACAAGAAAGUACCGAAAGUUCAAGUACAGUAGAAAUGGAAGUUGCGGGGAAGCUACACUUUGCAUUGCGUUAUGACAAAGAAAUUGAAGCGCUUGUUGUGAAGGUAAUGUACUUGGAAAUUAUACAGACUUUAAAUUUUUAAAAAAUGUUUAGUUUU
This is a messenger RNA of Cotesia glomerata, 596 nucleotides long. Its product is annotated as synaptotagmin-6-like. The record is from RefSeq and is a predicted model, not a curated record. Lineage: Eukaryota; Metazoa; Arthropoda; Insecta; Hymenoptera; Braconidae. The transcript has 3 exons. Bases 57 to 581 code for a protein of 174 amino acids.